Anopheles coustani is the source of this 1071-nucleotide messenger RNA. Its product is annotated as lipase member I. The record is from RefSeq and is a predicted model, not a curated record. NCBI's taxonomy places the organism in Eukaryota, Metazoa, Arthropoda, Insecta, Diptera, Culicidae. Gene Ontology annotation, molecular function: lipase activity. The transcript has 6 exons. Bases 1 to 1071 code for a protein of 356 amino acids.
AUGGUACACAAGUGCUAUUCGCAGAACUCAUCCAAGGACUCCCUGGCCAGCUACGGCGCCCGACAGGAUGACCUGCUUUCGUUUCUUACAGCGGACCAGGAUGAUCUGUUGGCGAAUCGGUUGGGUACCGUCAUCGGGGCGUUUGGAAACACCCUCUCGCAGUUGCUGUUCGGCACGAAUGACGUCAGCACGGACGUCACCUUCUGGUGUGCGACCAACAAUCAACCGGAGUACGUGCAAGCGUACGUGGAUGAUCCACGGUUGGCGGAGAAGCUGGACCCAUCGAAACCGAUCGUCUUCCUGACGCACGGUUGGACCGACAACGUGAAUCGUACGUGGGUGAAGCAGACGGUGGCCGACUACCUUCGGCUGAUCGGUGGCAACAUCUGCGCCGUGGACUGGAGUCCGCUCGCGCUCGUUGAGUACAACCUGGCCGCACGGAACACGCCCAAGGUUGGCCGGUACCUCGGCAAGUUCGUGCAGAGCGUGCUGAAGAGGAGCUUCAGCAUCGAGCAGGUGACGCUGGUGGGGCACAGCAUGGGUGCGCACAUCUCUGGCAUCGCCGGUGCCUACCUGGGCGGACAGGUGCCGGUCAUUAUCGGGCUGGACCCGGCCGGACCGGGCUUCACCAAGCCGAUUCCGGUGUCGACCGACCGGCGGCUGGACCGGACCGACGCCCGUUUCGUGCAGGCGAUACACACCGACAAGAACAUCAUCGGCACGACGAUGAACGUCGGCCACCAGGACUACUACGCGAACAGCGGUGGAAGUCCACAGCCCGGCUGCGAGUUCCCACUGGUCAACAACGACACUACCAAGUCCUACCUUCAGUUCAUCUGCAGCCACUUCAAGGCGGUCGAGUACUUCCGGGCUUCGCUAGAUCGGCAGAACAUCUUCGAGGGUACGGCGUGCUCGUCCUACUAUAACUUCAAGCGGAACGACUGCUCCGCCGGUACCAAAGACGACUUCGGCCUGUUCAACAACGGAUCAGCGUCCGGAUCGCUGUUCAUUGCAAUCGACAAGACGGUCUACCCGUACGCCCGAACAGUGGCUAGGAAUGCAAGGAAAUAA